Erinaceus europaeus (western European hedgehog) is the source of this 2591-nucleotide messenger RNA. It is a transcript of the gene BAG4, whose product is annotated as BAG cochaperone 4. The transcript is spliced from 6 exons. NCBI's taxonomy places the organism in Eukaryota, Metazoa, Chordata, Mammalia, Eulipotyphla, Erinaceidae. Gene Ontology annotation, molecular function: protein-folding chaperone binding; adenyl-nucleotide exchange factor activity. Gene Ontology annotation, cellular component: membrane; nucleus; cytosol. The record is from RefSeq and is a predicted model, not a curated record. Bases 72 to 1460 code for a protein of 462 amino acids. Gene Ontology annotation, biological process: protein stabilization.
GGCGCCUGCGUAGUGGGACCGGCUGUGGGGGGCGCGAAGCUGAGGCCGGUUGUCUGGGCCUGAGGGUUCCGAUGUCGGCCUUGAGGCGCUCUGGCUACGGUUUCAGUGACGGCCAGUCCUAUGGCCGCUACUAUGGGGCUGGGGGUGGGGAUGUGCCGGACCACACACCGCCGCCCUUGUAUUCUCCUCGCCCUGAACCUCCCCAGACUCCCGUUUCCUGGCGUGCGCGCGGGGGCGGCCCGGGUGAGACCACCUGGUCCGGGGAAGGCGGAGGCGUCAGCGAUGGAUACUAUCGAGUCCAGCUGGAGAGGCCCGGAGGAAGCCACCAGGACCGGCCAUCAUAUUCUAACUACAGUUCUAGCUAUUGGAAUACUGCUGCCAGAUCAAGAGCUCCAUACUCAAGUACCUAUCUUGGAAGAUUGGAGAUGCAAGGCCAGAAUUUGAAUUCUUAUACAAAUGAAACAUACGGACCACCAUACUCCACUAGCCCUGGGACAAAUACUGCCUCAUACUCUGGGCCUUAUUACACAUCUGGAUAUACUCAGACCAAUUACUCUACAGAGGUUCCAAGUACGUACAGUUCACCUGGCAGCAGCCCAACCCCAGUCUCCCGUUGGGUAUAUCCUCAGCAGGACUGUCAGGCUGAAGCAUCCCCUCAUAGGGGGCAAGUGUCAGGAUACCCUGCUGCACAGAGCCCUGGAUUGACCCUGCCCCAUUAUUCUUAUGGAGAUGGUAAUCGUGGUAGUCCACAACCAGGACCAAGUGUACGAUCACAGGAAGACUCAUGGGUUUCUUCUGGGGAUUAUGGAAUAGGAACCCAUUACCCCUGGCCUUCAGCUGCACCUUCAGCACCCCCUGGGAACCUCUACAUGAAUGAAAACGCUUCAUCUUGGUCUAGCAGUGGCUCUCCUCAUCCAUCCCCUUCAUCAUCACCCCAGCAGACCAAGGAAACUGGACAUCUGGCACCCGAACAUGGGGUACCUUUCUCCCCCUUGGAAACUUCACAACAGCAGGAGAAGGCCCAAAGCGGCAGAACAAGUCCCUCGCCUGCUAGGCCUCUCCAAAACCCACUUGGGUCCGGCAUUACCCGAAAGAUGGCACGAAAGAUGGCACGAAGGAUGGCACGACUCUCCUUGACGAAUACAACUAAAAGGAAACGCCAGAGGAUCCGCCGCAAGCCUGAGACUCCUAAAGCGACAUGGCAUGACCUGAAGAACCUAAUCCACAGAGCCCAGGGGCAAGACCCCCCAACAGCCCCCCUUUCACCUCUUGCUCUUUCCGUAUAUCUUGUCCUACUAUCUGGCCUUUCCACCUCUGCUACACCUGCUACACCUGCUACACCUGCUACACCUGCUACACCUGCUACACCUGCUACAUCUGCUACACCUGCUACAUCUGCUACACCUGCUACACCUGCUACACCUGCUACACCUGCUACACCUGCUACUCUACCAGUUUGAGGUGCAGGAGACCCACAAUGAGAUUAACAAGAUCAUAGGAACCGGUAAUUGCUCCCUUGCUGGGUGCAUCUACUAACCUCCUCUUCUCCAAACAUUCCCCACUGUUCAAGGAACCUCUCCCUAUGCUCUAAUGUGUGUCCCCUCCCCCCCCUUUAUGUUCUGGUGUAGCUUCACCUUGUCCUUCCAUAUCAACUCCUCCUCGCCCAACCCAUGCCUUCUAGUCUCUCUUAUUCCACAGCUCACCUUAUAUGGACAGGGCAAGUUCCAGUGGCUGACCUCCCCCACCAGAAUAAGGAAAGCAGUGUUCCUUCCCCUGAUCGUUGGCAUCGGACUAACUGUCUCUAUUGGACUUGCCGGCAGUGCCCUCGGCCACUCCCUCCACACUGCUGGUCUCCUGGAAGAACAACUUCAGCAGUCCCUAGAUUUCACGGCUGAGAGCCUCCAGUCCUUACGUAUACGAAUCGGGACUGGUAGAACAAAAUGUUAAGACUUUCCAUGACCUCAGUUGUGAUUUAAAAAAACGGCUUGCUCCCUUAGCUCCGGACUCUUGGGUGUCAUCCCCCAUGUUAUCUUGGAUUCUUUCCCUCCUGACUUCUCUCCUUGCUAUUGGUACGCUGCUCCUUGUCGCUCCAUGCAUCCUGCAGUUCCUAAAGAACCAUCUCCAGGACAUGGUCCAAGUGAUGAUCCAGAAAGUCUCGGUUCACCCCUACUCUCCCAUCCCGCCAGCUGACUUGAAAGUCAUGGCCAACCUCUUUUAACAAAAGAAAAGGGGGGAGUUGUGGGUCUAAUACAUGUUUGAGCAUGGACGGUUGACCCCCCCGGAAGCUUGUCUAUCAGUCUCCCCUUGGCAUGUCAGCCGUUGUGGUGGAGCGAGACGGGCUGGAGUACUCGGAGGAAUUCCAACCAGCCUAUCAGUCUCACCGCGACUCCUUGCCCCUCCCCCCUCUGAUAGGCUUUGCUUUCCUUAAGUUUCUAUUUCCCCAUUCCAGCAUCACCCUGUAUACCUUCCCCUUGCCUCACUCUCUUUCCUUAUAAGGGGAUAUUGGUCUCAUUGGCCAGCUUGGCUACUUCCCCUGUGCAGCUGACCCUUUAUAAACUUGUAACUGAAACAAUAAAGUUGUUCCGUCCACC